CCCGCACACGACACCGUUUUGAUGUGGAAAAACUUUCGCCAGCCACACACAGUACAGUUUUUCUUUCUCGUUCGCGCACAUAACAACUCGCCAUCAUCAUCGGAAUUUUUCAUUUUCAUGUUACAGAGCAGCAGCAGCAGCCACAGCGGCAGGCAGGCAAGCAGCAGUGGAAAAAUCAGUUUUCGAUCAGACUCGCACUUUUCAUGAUGCGUUGUCAUUGCAAGGAGAACCAUCAGAAAAAGUGAAACAUUCCUCCACCGUCGCUGCCGUAGACAUUUCAAUAUAGUCAGCCCGACGGGAAGCGAACUAUACUGGGGAUGUUGAACUAUUUUUAGUGCAAUAAAUGAUUCCUUUAGGGGAAAGUGAUUCGUGUUUUUGGCGAUUGAAUUUCAAAUUGAAUUAUUCGCAGAAUCGGUGAAAAGUUGGCGGAGAAGAGAGCCGAGAAAAAAAUAGUGACGAGUUAUGUGAAUUUUCAUCUUUUUCUUGUUGUUCCGCGUCCAGUCAAGUGUAACGCCAGCGAAACUGUGAUGAUUUGAACGGAUUGAUGAAAUAAUUGUGGCAGAGUGGAAAUUUUUUUCCUACGUUGAUUUCUGUUGGUUUUUAGGUUCCACAAAGAGUGUUUUGCGUCUGUGUGUGAAAGGUAAAAAAAAAAGUGGGGCGUAGGAGAAAAGUGCUGCGGCAGACGGCAAAGGACGAGCAGGACGACGACGGCGACGGGAACUAGGUUGUCUGGAACAUCCGGAAAAGAUGGCAGCGCCCAAGGAUUUGGAGCUCUUGCGGACGGAAAUCGAGCGCCUCAAUCGGGAGCUCGAUCAGGCCAGCAGCGAGAAUAUUCAAUCGGCCAAGUACGGUCUGGGGUUGCUCGAGGAGAAACAAUCCCUGCAGUCCAAAUGCGAGGAACUGGAGGCUCUGUACGAGAAUGCGAGACACGAGCUGGAAAUCACACAGGAGGCAUUGAAUAAGUUUCAAAAGUCACAACAAGUUACCACCAAAAGUGGCAUCGAGCAGGAGGAUGCUUUGCUCAACGAGUCUGCGGCGAUGGAAACGUCGCUCAAUUUGCAAAUCCUGGAGCUCGAGAACGAAACCAAACAGCUACGGCAUGAGCUGGAACGGGUCACGAAUGAACGAGACCGGAUGCUGCAGGAAAACUCGGAAAUUGGCCGAGACAAAUCCGGUGCGGAGGCGGAACGAGCCCGGCUAAAGGCCGAGCUCAAAGACAUGAAGUACAGGGAAACACGAAUGCUCAGUGAUUACAGUGAAUUAGAGGAGGAGAACAUCACCCUUCAGAAGCAGGUGGCCAGUUUGAGGAGUUCACAGGUGGAAUUUGAAGGUGCCAAACACGAAAUCAGAAGACUCAGCGAAGAAAUAGAGUUGCUCAACUCGCAAGUGGAAGAGUUGGCUAGCUUAAAAAAAAUUGCCGAGAAACAGAUGGAAGAUGCAUUGACCGCAUUGCAAAUCGAACGCGAAACGAAAUAUGCACUGAAGAAGGAGCUUGAUACACAUAUCAAUCGGGAAUCGAUGUACAACAUUAGCAAUCUGGCAAUCAGUAUACGGGGAAUGGAGGAGAGCACGCUGAAUAGCAGCGAUUGUGAAGACGAAAUGCCUACCUUGAAAGACUCGACACUCAAACGAUUGGAAACCCUGGAGGCGGAAACAGCGGACCUGAAAUCUCCGGACGGUACCAAGGUCGAUCUGUUCUCGGAGAUUCAUCUGAACGAACUGAAGAAACUCGAAAAGCAAUUGGAAUUCAUCGAAAACGAGAAGCUCUGCUUGACUGUCAACCUCCGGGACGCCCAGCAGAAUCUGGACAAGAGUCAAAACGAGAUGCAGAACUUUAUGGCCAAGCUUACGCUUUUGGCUGCCCACGUCGAUGCGCUAGCGAAUCUCAAGAAGCAGAUUGCGGCCGAAGACAAGUUCGCAAAUGUGUCGAACAACAAGGACAAGGUGAUGAACGACAAGCUGAACGAAGCCAUUCUGCAGUACUCGAAUUGGUUCACGCUCAGUUCGAAGGAAAUCGAUACCUUGAAGGCCGAUCUAGUCGAACUGCAAAAGGGUCUGAACUGCUCAGACGCCAUGGCUGUGCUGCGUAAUGAAAUUACCAACCUAAAGAAUAAGUUACUAUCCUCAGAGCAGAAAUCGCUGGAUCUACACAGCGACGUUCAGGUACUGACAACACUGUCACAAACCGCAGGCCAAAGUCUCAACUCCACCCGUAGCAAUCUGGUAUCCCUCAGCGACGACCUCGCCCAGCUUUACCAUCUGGUUUGCACAGUCAACGGCGAAACACCUAAUCGUGUCCUGCUGGAUCACAAGAACGACGAUCUAAGCUUCGACAACGACUCCCUGUCGGCAAUCCAGUCACAGCUUAAAUCCGAUCUCCUAACCUCAAAGCCGCAUGUUUUCGAGGACCUGCAGGCGCUGAGCGAUGCUGUCGAGAUCAAGAAGUACGUCGACACAAUCAGCGAUCAGAUCAAGUACCUCAAGAAGGCCGUGGAGCACACGAUCGAGCUGAACAAGGACAAGGUAUCGGACGUGGCCGCGGGUGACAAGGAUGCCAAGGAGGAGAUUGCCGACCUGCAUGAACAGAUCAUCAAGCUCAAGAGUCUGCUCUCGACGAAGCGAGAGCAGAUCGCCACCCUCCGAACGGUACUCAAGUCGAACAAGAACACGGCCGAGGUUGCGCUGACGAACCUCAAGUCCAAGUACGAGAACGAGAAGCUGGUGGUGAGCGACACCAUGUCCAAACUGCGAAACGAACUGAGGAUUCUCAAGGAGGAUGCCGCUACCUUCUCGAGUCUCCGGGCAAUGUUUGCUGCUCGCUGCGAGGAGUACGUUACGCAGGUUGAUGAGCUGACGCAUCAGCUGUCGGCAGCCGAGGAAGAAAAGAAGACUCUGAAUCAACUGCUGCGACUCGCCGUGCAGCAGAAGCUGAGCCUUACCCAGAAACUGGAAGAACUGGAAAUGGAUCGCGAAAUGCGUCACGUCCGGCGACCAGCGAUGCCAGCUCGAGGUGGCGGCAAGUCGGCUUUCUCGCGCGGGGUCCCCGCCCGCAGCAGCAACCAAAAUCCGAACAACAGCAGCAACAAUCCGAACCAAGCAUUCUUCUAACAUAAGGUUAGCGUACAGCGUAAGAUCCUAGCCUUUCUUUACACUCUGCUGAAGCUGUAAGGAUCCAACUCUCCGUCCUCAGCCUUCCCGGCGGGGAACAUCGUCCAACUUUUUUUGAGUUUCAUCACUAAAGGACGUUUCUUUUUUCUGUUUUGUUUACUCCUCUUCUGCGUGGUUUCCUUUUGAAGAAGGAAGCCACCACGGUUUGGGGAUACGAAUCCUUCCAUCCAAUCAAAAUGGGUUUUUCUCGUUUUCCUAGUAUGCUCUGUAUUGUUUACCGCAGUACAUCCAAGGUGGGUGCUGUCUCACCUGUUCUUUUUUUUUUGUACUAUACACAGGUCGAAUGAACUACUGUAGUAAGCCAGACUAAAUGUGCGAAUGUGUGAAGAAGCAUAUAUUUUUUAAUAAUACUGUAGGAUAAACGUCGAGUUGCGGGAAAAAAAAAAUAUCGGGGUCUUCCCGAGAGAAGAAAGUGCAUACUUGAAGUAAGGCGAAUGUGUGAAAGUAUAUCGUUAAUUUAUUUUGAUAAGAUUAUAAUAUAUUACUACUCGAAACAGUGGCUAACAAUAUUCAAACCGUUUACUAUUGCUAUUUGUUUAGGGAUACAAAAGGGGAAGAUUGAACACUGUCUUCAGCAAACAGAAGAUACGCAAGCUGUGCGCGAAACGAUGAACAAGAUGCAAACUUUUUAAUUCACUCGUCGCUUCCCUUGAGGAGAUCACGAGGUAGAUUUAGUCAACGAGAAAAACUAAUAUUUACUUACAGACAAACAUGCAUAUUAUUAUUGUCAAACAAUGAUGUUAUUGAUGAGAUUGGAAAAUUGUAGAUAUUUAUUUUGAAGAACGUUUUUUUUUUCGUUUGUAUUCAUGUGCAAUAAAGUUGAUCAUUUUUUACAUUUAUGGUUUCCGUUUGGUUUGUCAUUCAUGUUUCAUGGUAAAAUUAUCGAUGAUUGAAAAUCAACACUGCAUGGGCGAAGAGUGAUAACAUUCUCAGAUCCUAUUUUACAAUUGGACCAAAUCUAUUUUAGAAUCUAGAACAGUGACUAAAAUUAACAGAAAUAUUUGCUCCGUUCGUACUUUUUCGGAAACAAUUUUUUAUGCCAGCAGCGUCACAUGGGAACAUCACGCUGCUCACAUUUUUUCGUCUAGAUUAGUUUUGAACGUGGUGUUCCGAACAGUCUGUUCCGUAUCUUAUGAAUGACCUGUGUAAAUUUGGUAGCUUUUUAAUACACCCUGUGGCAGUUGGUAGUGGUAGCUCAUGUAGAAUAUAAUAACUAAUAGUGAAUCAUUAUUAGAAGCUUAGAUUUGGACUUUGGUAAUCGCUGGCCGGCUUCCGGUAGUAAAGAGAGCCGCAUCAAAUUAGCUUGUUGAAGCAAACUAGGUUUAGCAGUAACAUCAAGCAUUAAAUUGACUAUUCCUUGGAAUUAAAAUGCGCGCUUUUUAGAAGAUUUGUUUGCCGAUUAGACGAUACAACGUGCAUGAUUUGAAUCAGAUAUUAGAGGAAACAGACAUAAACUCUUCUAGAUCGAAUAAUUUUACCAACCCAGUUUAGGUUCGAUUUUUGUUAUUAAUUUCCAGUUGUCAUCAUCCUAUCGACACACUGUUGCCGUAUGGAAAAAAUAUCACAAAAAUUUACUGUGACAAAGCGAAAAGCAAACAUCACAAUUCUGUCCUCACGUUUAGGAAAAGGAUAUUUUUUUCUAUCAUGAAUCAAUGUUAAGUGAAACAAAUCAGAAGCGUCCAACAAAAUAAACUGACAAAAAAGUAAUAAAUUCCGAUUAAGACCUAGGAUAAAAAAAAAAAACAAAUUUAUUUGUGAACACAAUAAGGAAAAGUAACGAAGAAAAUCACCGAGCCAUUUAUUUAUUUUAAAAGUUAAGAAGAAAUCUGAAUUUAAAUCUAACUGUACGAAAAAAAAAGACACAGCGAACGAAUCUUACAAAACAAAACAACUCCCAAGUAACAGUCCAUCAGUUUUCGAUUCGCUGGAAUACAAAAUAUAAGAUGCCACUAAUAAGAAUAAAUUAAUCACCGUCCCUUUUUACGAGAUCGAAGUAAAAGUAAAAGCAAACAAAAUCGUGAAACAUGUGUGUGUAAUGUAACAGUUAGUAGAAAAUCAAUAAUCUCAUUUAUCUGAUUGUUUGAUAAUAACUGUUGAUUGUUAACCAUAGAAGAAAACGUGUGAAACAUUCAGAAAGUUUUUCAGUUAGUUAAUUGUUUCGCUUUUUAUGAGUGUACCCUGGCGAAGCAGAUGCGGCUCUUGCCGAAUCGUUCUUAUCCAGGGUGCCUCGUUUUCGUUUCGCUUGAUACGUUUGUUUUUAAUUUUUAACCAGCUUUUACAGUGGCUUGUUAUGAUCGAAUAAAGGUGAGAAAGUUCGAACAAAAUGCAAGGAAGGAAGAUCGAAAAAAGCAAUGUUUUCUUUCCAAGGAACACGUCGUUACCCGACAAUUUUCGUUGUAGCGACAAACGUAGUUGAUUAACCGAACAAAAACAAAUAAACGAUAAACUUAUUCCAUCUGACACAAAUGAAACGAAAAAAGUAAAAGUUACUGUCCACCACAAGAGAAAUAACCGCAUUCUAGAGAUUUUAGUAGCCAUAGCCAACCAGAUAAUGUAGAUGAUAAGUUCGGUCCGGGAGAAUAUCUGUAGUAAAGAAGCACAUUGGCCAUUACUAGAACAUGUCUCGUCAAAUAGAAAACAGUACCCUAGCAGUUUGGGAGUAACAACUAAAAGCAGCGUUAAUUGAGAUUUGUUCUGUAGAUAGCGAUUAGCAAACAAACAAGAAACGUGAUAACACGACUACUCAACUAGCAUCCGUUUCCAUUUUUGUCAAUCUGUUAAUAGUUACAACAUUAGCGAGAACACGUUCUACCAUACCAGAUUCAAACGUAGUAGACUUUAUUCAUUGUAGUUCACUCCAUCGUCCUUGGCCAAUUGCGCAGGAAAAGUAAUUGAGUUAAGCACGCAAGGAGAAUACCUAACCUAAUAGACGUUUACAAGUUUUUUCGAGCAGCUAAAACCGCGUUCAUUGAAAAAGUUCCAAAACUAAACGCGUACAGAAACAAGAUAGCAUUGUCCCGGAAAGAGAGCAUGAAGCAAGAAAUAUUCUAAAAUACUGACCUUCAGUCUCGAAUUGUGUUAAGUUUCUGCAUCUAUUCCCAGUUUUUAGUGCAAUGAUCAAGCUUAUGAAUAGGAUUUACAUCGCAAGUUUAAGAACAUUGUUUUUCGACGAGCUUAGUAGCUAGAGCAAUAUAAACGUUCGUAUUUAAUUGAAAAAAAAAGAA
Molecule: messenger RNA, 6392 nt
Organism: Ochlerotatus camptorhynchus
Lineage: Eukaryota; Metazoa; Arthropoda; Insecta; Diptera; Culicidae
Gene: BicD
Product: protein bicaudal D
Exons: 10
Coding region: 748-3108 (786 amino acids)
Molecular function (GO): dynein complex binding; cytoskeletal adaptor activity
Source: RefSeq, a predicted model, not a curated record